GGGAUCCCAGCAGGUCUGCCACUUACACCACAGCUCACAGGCAACGCAGGAUCCCCUGGAUCCCAGACUCACUGGGUGAGACCGGGAAUCCAACCUGCACCCUCAUGAAUACUAGUCGGGUUUGUUACAGCCGAGCCACAAUGGGAACUCCCUAGGUUUUGCUAUGCAAGUACCUCUAAUAUCUCAGCCUGGCUUAGGAAGCUCUCCUCCUGGGGAGGCAGGGCUCCCCCUCUCCAUCUCCUCUACUCCCCUCCCUUCCCUUCCCCUCCAGCGUCUCUAUCUCCGAUUUUCAUUUCCCAAGGUCCUGCCUCCGCGGAAGGGGACCUGCCCAGCCCGGAGGCCCAGCACCCUUCCCUCCUUUGGGCCUCUCUGUAUUUAGAAGCAGGUGAUUCCAUUCCUCGUCCAUGUUUAAGAGCUCCUCCUAUCUGUACCUAUUAACCUACGCUACCCUCUGCAUUACAAGCCUCUGGUCCCGUUACGUGCCACAUGAAGUCCGAAGCUGCUGAGUUUUUACCAAUACGUCUGUCUUUAUUCAUCGGUUUGGGUUUCCAACCUAAGUGAGGAAGGGCUCUCGGUUCCUGGGGGAGGGGCGCCCUCCCCUGCCCUCCCACCCCUCCCAAGUCCGUAUCUCGCAGCUUCUCUCUUCCCACGGAUCCGGCGCAUAAAAGGCGAGGGUGCGCGGCCCCGCAGUAUCACAAUGUCCCCGCUGAGCCGACUGCUGCUGGCCCUGGCCCUGGCCCUGGCGGCGGUCCCCGGCAUCCUAGGCGCCUGCCCCGCGCCCGCCGAUCUCAAGAACGAGGACGGGACGCGCACGUGCGCCAAGCUCUACGACAAGAGCGACCCCUACUACGACAACUGCUGCAGCGGCGCCGAGCUGUCGGUACAGCCGGGCACGGACCUGCCCUACUUGCCCUCUGAUUGGACGAACGUCAUCUCGUCGCUCGUGGUGGCCCAGCGCUGCGAGCUCACCGUGUGGUCCAUCCGCGGCAAGGCCGGCAACACCCACAAGUUCUCGGCCGGCUCCUACCCGCGCCUUGAAGAGUACCGCCGCGGCAUCUUCGGCGACUGGUCCAACUCCAUCUCUUCGCUCUACUGCAGUUGCUACUGAUACCCUAGAGGUGCCUCAUCUCCAUCCUCCACGAUGUGCUGAGCCCCGCACUGGGCCUUGUCUGUGGGAUCCGCUGAAGGCCCUGAGACCCAGAAGAAGAGAACUUUCCGCUUGCCCCCACCCUGCCUUCCCUGUAAUACAGCCCUUGUAAAAAUUG
Molecule: messenger RNA, 1265 nt
Organism: Sus scrofa (pig)
Lineage: Eukaryota; Metazoa; Chordata; Mammalia; Artiodactyla; Suidae
Gene: SYCN
Product: syncollin
Biological process (GO): exocytosis
Cellular component (GO): secretory granule membrane
Source: RefSeq, a predicted model, not a curated record